Molecule: messenger RNA, 993 nt
Organism: Hydractinia symbiolongicarpus
Lineage: Eukaryota; Metazoa; Cnidaria; Hydrozoa; Anthoathecata; Hydractiniidae
Exons: 2
Coding region: 1-993 (330 amino acids)
Source: RefSeq, a predicted model, not a curated record
AUGGAAAAUUUAACUAAUACACCAAUUGUAGAAUUCAUUGAUACACCACUUCGUAAAAUUAGCUCGACUUCAGAUAUUCCUAUAAUUCUUGAAAGAAAUGGAGUUAAAGAAAGUGAUGAAUCGUUUAUAGACCGCAUGUAUUCAAACAUCAACUUACAAAAAAUGAAAGGUGAGCUAAUACACGAUCUUAAAAACUACCUUGAUGAAUGUGUUAAAAAUGUUGCUCUGUCAAACCGUCACGUUUCUACCGAAUGGGAUACGACGAAAUCAUCAACGCGUGACGACAUACUACAUAACUCUCAUAGCUUCAACAAAUUAAAAUCUUGCGAAACAAACGAGAAUUUUACAAUUCCCAAGGACACCGUUAAGGCAAAAAUCAUUAAACAGAGUUCCUUUAUUCACGCAAAUCGCUUUGAAAACUUGCCCAUUGAAGAAAUAAUGGAUGAUGUAAAUAGUGUUGCCAACGAAGUGCCGCAUAAAACGCCGCGAAGGAGAUCUGACAAAAAAUCUAAAGUUACGCAAAUAAUUGGAGACUCGAUUGUAAAAGAAGUGAAGGGCUGGAAACUUUCUUCAAACGAGAACAAGAUUAUAGUGAAAUCCUUCUCUGGAGCCACGACUAAAUGCAUGGAAAGUUACGCAAUACCAACUACGAACAUGUCUCCCGAUAAAAUUAUUAUUCAUUGUGGCACUAACGAUCUUAAUAGAAUCGAAACCGAUCAAAUUGCUCAAAACAUAGUAAAAUUGGCUAUUAAAUUGAAAUCUGGUGAAAAUAAUGUAAUGAUAUCGGGCAUAAUUCAACGAAAAGACAGACUAAAUGAAAAGGUGAUGGCAGUCAACAAAUCUCUCGCUCAUCUUUGCGAACAAAGAAACAUCGGCUUUAUCAAUAAUGAUAAUAUAAACCCCGACUUGCAUUUGAAUAGAAGUCGCCUUCACCUAAAUAUGAAAGGGACUUCAAUAUUGUCUCGGAACUUUCUACAGGUGAUUGAGGAUUGA